This is a messenger RNA of Ctenocephalides felis (cat flea), 1326 nucleotides long. Its product is annotated as rRNA methyltransferase 3, mitochondrial. Lineage: Eukaryota; Metazoa; Arthropoda; Insecta; Siphonaptera; Pulicidae. Gene Ontology annotation, biological process: RNA processing. The transcript is spliced from 4 exons. The coding region runs from base 91 to 1326 and encodes 411 amino acids. Gene Ontology annotation, molecular function: RNA binding; RNA methyltransferase activity. The record is from RefSeq and is a predicted model, not a curated record.
CAUUCAUAUGCGCAUAACCUGUGCAUAUAGAACAAAAAAUAUAGUAUCUAAUAAACUAUUUGUUAAUUAUUAAUUAGUAUUAUUUAAAUAAUGUCUGCAAAGUUUAAUUUUCUAAUAAAUACUGCCCGGACUUACACAAGAUGGGUAUCUCGAAGGCCAUCAAGAAUGUUAGAACCAAAAGACUUGAAAGAAUUUGAAAAAAUAGGAAAAGUUGAACUAGAGGAGUAUAAUAAAUUAAUGAACCCACAACCAGUUAAAACCAAAGAACUAGUAAAGGAACAAAUUACACAUGAAAAAGAUGCUGAAACAGUAACUGAGCUAUCAUUAGAAGAUAUUAAUAAAAAUGAAGCAAAAUCGAGUACAUCUACGAAAAACUUACAGAAGCCUAAAAUUAAAAAAGUUCAUUCACAACCUGUUAAAUCCGAAGGCAAACCAAAUCAUAUAAUAAUCGACGAGGCUACAAACUUUGAAUACGAAAAGCUCAAAAUGGGUGAUGCGAAAUUCAGCAGCCUUAUGGUUUCAAUAAAAUCGCGAAAAUACCGCCAACAAUCCAAUCAAAUUUUAUUAGAAGGUCGUAGACUCAUAGAAGAUGCUUUAGAAGCUGAUUUAAAAUUGCAAAAACUAAUGUUCAGUAAAGUGGAGUAUUUAAAGAUUUUGCAAAACCAUUUAAAAAAUUAUGAAAGAGAUCCUAAAUGCAUGUUUUAUAAAGUCCCACAUGGAGAUAUGGCAUUUUGGUCAAACUUAACAACGAAUCCUGGAAUUAUGGGAUUGUUCACACGACCUCCUCAAUAUUAUAUUCCACAGAAAGUAGAUGUGACCAUCGUACCGCUCACUGUUAUUUGUGACAACAUCAGGGAACCGACAAAUAUGGGAUCGAUUAUUAGAACUUGUGCAGCAAUUCCAUGCCACCAAUUGUUACUAACGAAAGGUUGUGUGGAUCCUUGGGACACCAAAGUGUUGAGAGCAGGCUCAGGAGGUCAUUUUCGCUUAACUAUGCUUGAUGAUAUUGUGUGGAAUAAAAUAAACGAACAUUUACCGGACAACUGCCAAGUUUUUAUAGCUGAUUCCAAUACUUUCCAAAGCAAAAUUAAAUUGCCACUUGAGUCAUAUGAAAAUGUAAAUUAUAAAAACAAUGAUAAACAUACUAUUCUAAUUAUUGGUGGAGAAACAGAAGGAAUAAGUUAUGAUGCAUAUCAGUUUGCUAAUUUCUUCAAUGGGCAACGUGUCCAUAUUCCAUUAGCCAAAGGUGUGGAUAGUUUAAAUGCUGCAUCCGCUUUAUCAGUCUUAACAUUUGAGAUACGGAGACAACUUUUGCAUGAGAAAUGA